AUGUCUUCUGGUAAUAUUAGGCUCAUGAUUUUAAUCAUUUUCAUCGCUGUUCGAAUUUUGCCUGUCUCUUCCGAAUCCUUCGAUUCCGCCAUUGUUGACAUUUCUGCAUUAGAAUUUGCGAAAGAUAUUACGACUCUUGUAAUUGAAUCCACUUUAAAAUCAAAGUGCGAUGGAAAUAUUUUUGUGGUAUCUUCAUUUUGUGAGCAAUACUUGGACCAUGCAUUGAUUUCUAUUCGGGAGUGGGCACCACCCAUUUUAAUUGUCAAAUUUCAAGAUUAUGAAACCAUCUCGGAUAAAAAUUCUUGGACUAAAUAUUUGUCCUGGCACCGGAAAUCAUGUUCUCUGAUUUUUAUCUGUGACUUGAUAAGUCCUGUUCCAACUGUACCAACUUUUGACAAUGCAUCAUCGUCGUUAUUACAGGAUUACAAUAUCAUGGAACAAUUUACAAGCUCGAAAAGAGUGGAUGGAGGCUAUCUAAAAAUUCCUAGAUUUGUCACCUCAUUGGAUCAAAUCAUUUAUUUUUCUGAAGGUGAAUCUUCAGAACCUGAUCUUGAUGGAACUAUUCCCGACUCUGCUGCUCUUACUUGUUGCACCAACUAUCGGACAGCCCAAAUUGAAACAGACCUUAUGAGAAAAACUGGAGUACUACUGUCAAUCCGAGUUCAAGAUUCUCAUACCGAUAAACCAGAAUCUCCCGUGGGAGGAAUUACGCUAACAUCAGAGAGAAUGGCCAAAAUUGAUUUUUCUCAGAUUUUCGAAACCGAACCCAUCGUAUUUGUAGUUCAGAAACCUAAAAAUAUUUUUGUUUUGGGAAUUUGGCUCGCAUUUCAACCUCAAGUAUGGCCAAUUAUCCUGCUCCUCAUAGUCAUCAUGUCGUCCUUGUUCGAAUUAAUUACCAAUGACGAAUUUCCACCUUUUCACUGUUGCCUCAAAAAAGGAGCAAAGAAAAAUAAAUUGUCACUGAGCAUUAUGAUUGAUGAAGCCAUCAAGGAAUCAAAACGGAAAACACUGAUUGUUCGAAUGUUUGCAGGAUGCUUCCUAACUCUGCAACCAAUGUUUGGUCAACCUCUCAAUUCUUCUCAGACGAUGUACCAACCUCGUCGGUUUAAAAUGCUACUCGUCCUUUGGUGGUUUUCAUGCCUUAUCAUAACUACCCUUUACAGCACCUCUUUAAUAUCCAGUCUCAUCAAUCCUGUCAUCACAACGGAGCCCAAAUCAGUCCGAGAACUGAUUAAUUCUGGAUAUCAUUUCAAGUUGGGGGGUCGCCACGCAGCAGUCAAAGAACUAAUCAACACAUCCUCCACCACGGUGGACAAUUUAUUCGAGAGUGGUAGUAAAUUUAGACCACCUGCUCCCAAUCCCGAUACCGAUAAAAUGACCAAACUUUUGGAAAUGAUCCGAGAACGGCUAUUACUUCCCACUCAUCAACCAGUAAACCCGAACUUGGUCGCUUACAUCGUUGAGGAGUCGGGCAUAGGAAACGAAAAUGAUCUUCAACUUACCAACAUGAAAGUAAUGGAAGAACGACUAUUAAUUACAGGCUAUGCUUUCUCUCUCAAGAAAAACGUCCACUACAAACGAAAAUUGGAUGUUGGAUUAGGUCGGUUAAAUGCAGGUGGACUGAUUUCCCACUGGGCCUCAAAGUAUGUCAAUAACAUGAACAAGGUCUUGGGGAGAAAGUUCAGGCUUAGAGAAAGGCUCGGCCAAAUCACGCUGAACCUUAAAAUUUUGCAGGGAGCUUUCAUCUUUCUCGUGCUUGGUCUCAGCCUUUCAGCCCUCGUGUUCGUUUUCGAACAUUGGAACAAACACUAUACUUUCAGAAUGUAUACGAAAAAUCAUCUCUUACGCAUCGGAAGGAUGAUGAUUGUUCAUGUGGCACAAUUUUAUCAUGACCAUGUGGCUGAUAAUAAUUCGAAAACGAACUCGAGAAAAAAGGGGAAAGAUAAAUUUAGAAAGGUCGUGGACACGGUUGUGGUCAAAUUGAGACAAGAACAUGAACAUGAACACGUCUUCCUUAGAUAG
This is a messenger RNA of Folsomia candida, 2022 nucleotides long. RefSeq lists its product as uncharacterized. NCBI's taxonomy places the organism in Eukaryota, Metazoa, Arthropoda, Collembola, Entomobryomorpha, Isotomidae. The transcript is spliced from 5 exons. Bases 1 to 2022 code for a protein of 673 amino acids. The record is from RefSeq and is a predicted model, not a curated record.